Aplosporella prunicola CBS 121167 is the source of this 804-nucleotide messenger RNA. RefSeq lists its product as uncharacterized. Gene Ontology annotation, cellular component: transcription factor TFIIE complex. The annotation marks the transcript as partial. The transcript has a single exon. Lineage: Eukaryota; Fungi; Ascomycota; Dothideomycetes; Botryosphaeriales; Aplosporellaceae. Gene Ontology annotation, biological process: transcription initiation at RNA polymerase II promoter. The record is from RefSeq and is a predicted model, not a curated record.
GCGGUUCCCUCGCCCACGCCGUCCACCUCGUCGCAGAUGGCUUCGCAGACCAAGAAGCGACCUCGCCCCGAUGACAACAUUGUGUACUCCCAGCCACAGUCCACCAGCACUGGCCAGGAGAUUAUGACGCGUAUCGUCUAUGCCUGCGAAUAUCUCAAGGAGAAGAACCGUCCUCUUCUGUUUUCCGAUGUAUUCAGCCAUCUUUCGAUCCAGGUGAACGUGGAGGGCCAUGCGAAACCCCAGCCCGCCGAGCAGGGGGGUAGGGAGUGGAAUACGAUCCAGAGCAUUCUGCAAAAGCACAAGCAAGUCGACUAUGACCCGAACGGCUUCAACGGCAAGGGCUCGUACCGCUACCGGCCCAAGCACAACGUUCGGUCAGCCGACGAGCUCAAGGGCUUCCUACAGCGGCAGACCAGCUCGGUGGGCAUCAGGGUUUCGGAGCUCAAGGACGGGUGGCCGGGCGCGAUUGACGCGAUCAACGAGCUCGAGGCCAAGGGCGAGCUACUCGUGACGCGCAACCAGAAGACUAACCAGCCGCUACUAGUAUGGCAGAACGACCCGUCGCUGACGCACGCCAUGGACGCCGAGUUCAAGAGCAUGUGGCUCAGCAUCCAGCUGCCGCAGAACCCGGACGACCUGCGCAGCCGCCUCGUGGCGGCCAACCUGAACCCCACGAGCGCGCCGCGCGAGGUCAAGGCCACGGGCAAGCCAAAGGAGAAGAAGAAGAAGGCGCAGCGCAAGGGCAAGACGACGUCGAAUACGCACAUGCUGGGCAUGUUUAGAGACUACACCGAUAAGAAGAAG